Ostrea edulis (European flat oyster) is the source of this 1267-nucleotide messenger RNA. RefSeq lists its product as uncharacterized. Gene Ontology annotation, molecular function: chitin binding. NCBI's taxonomy places the organism in Eukaryota, Metazoa, Mollusca, Bivalvia, Ostreida, Ostreidae. Gene Ontology annotation, cellular component: extracellular region. Bases 297 to 1100 code for a protein of 267 amino acids. The transcript is spliced from 4 exons. The record is from RefSeq and is a predicted model, not a curated record.
UUUUUUUGCCUUUGAUAGCUUUACCAUAUUGUAAUGAUAACCAUUUUAUCAUGAAUGCGAUGCAGCUGUGAACAAUGCUCGUAUGAAUUUUAAUGAAUAUAGUACGUCUAUUUCAAUGGUAGAUUUUAACCCUUUAGAUCAUUUUUCGGUUACCUAACAUGGCUACGUCAACAAACGAAAUCAAUUAAAGCUGGGAGUUUUGGGGUCGUAUGGGGCUUUAAUGAAUAUUUGAAGAUUUCUAUAAAUAUUCGGAGUUGUUUGGAAAAGUUCUCAUUUCGGAUUGACAAGCAAGGAAGAUGUUUCCCGCCCUAACCUUUAUUGUCGUCUGCUUUGGUCUUGUAUCGGCUGGUCCGGCGUCUCGUGUAAAGAGACAACUCGACUGCCCAGAUUCGUUUACCAACGUGCCCAAUCCCUGUGUUGGUAAUACUGAAGGGACGAUAUACUACCCCCACCCCACCGACGCCACCAAAUUUCUCCAAUGCGAUCUACUGGGACAUAUGUACAUCAUCCAAUGUCCUCAAGGUCUGCACUACAAACCAAGCACAUCAUCAUGUACAUCAGUCGGGGGAACCAUCACCACAACACUAGCGCCAACUACAACGCAUGCGCAAACUACAAGUGUGCCACCUACCACAAGUGUGUCUACAGUAGUUCCGGUUACCACAGAUGGAAAUCCGUGUUCCUCCGCAAGCGUAAAACAGGGCAAGACUUACUUUCCUUACGCUCUCGAUAUUCAUCGAUUUAUUGAAUGUGAUCUGUUGGGAAACGCAAAGAUUCUUGACUGCCCUAACGGCCUUCUUUGGGAGCAGAGAACCCUGUCCUGUGUGUAUGAACUGGGAACGAAUGUCACAGACCACAACUCUGGCACCAGAAUCGGAACCGGAAGUGAUACUAAGGCAGUAGAUCCCGCUAAUCUUGCGGCAGUGUGUCCUCCAAAAGGAUCUCAAAUCACGGCAAUGGCUGAUUUAUAUCACUCUUACCCCGGAAACAACACAAAGUUCGUCCACUGUGACCUGUGGGGUCGGGCUAAUGUUGAGAACUGUCCCGCGAAUUUGAUUUGGAACGAUUUAACCAAAUCUUGCGUUGUGAAUCUUAAUUAAUUAAUUACUGAUAAAACUCGUUUCAGAAUGCAUAGUUUACAAAUAUGAAUACAUAGCACUUCUUUUAUCCCUUUGUUUUUUAACUCGGAAAAUUUCUUGUUUGCUUCAGUUUUCUAUUGUAAAUCGGAUAUGUUUAAUAAAUGAGAAAUUGAUACUGAUUGAUUGAU